Aspergillus heteromorphus CBS 117.55 is the source of this 3587-nucleotide messenger RNA. It is a transcript of the gene chsB, whose product is annotated as chitin synthase class II. Gene Ontology annotation, cellular component: cell periphery; cell septum. The transcript has 6 exons. The record is from RefSeq and is a predicted model, not a curated record. Lineage: Eukaryota; Fungi; Ascomycota; Eurotiomycetes; Eurotiales; Aspergillaceae. Gene Ontology annotation, molecular function: chitin synthase activity. The coding region runs from base 369 to 3578 and encodes 1069 amino acids.
CCGACUUCAUUGCAUCGCUGCUUUUUAGUGUGGACGCUCGUGUGGUUGAUCACAGCCUUUGUUUACUACGGCACCUCGGGUCCGUCCAUAUACCUACUACCUCGUACCUACCUACCUACACUCUACCCGCCCUCCUCCAGCAUUCAGACCCAUACCAUACAUUCCUCCCAUUCCCCGACAUACUCGGUUUGUUUACAGGCACUCACCACCAGACAACCCGUUGCCCUCUUCGACCGAAUUGGCAGAUCACUGCAACUUGAGUUGCGUGGUUGGAGCUGAUAGCUCGAGAAGACGCGAAUCACGACCUAGAUACCCACGAUCGAUCUUCAGAUACUAUGAGUGCUUGAACCAGUCAGUCGCCGUCAACCAUGAACAAUUCGUCGCGGAUGUAUGUGCCAGCGCAGAACCAAGAGGAGGAGCCGCCGGCGUACAGUUAUGGCUCCGGAAACUACGACUCCCCUCCGCCCGCUGCGCGUCACACCGGGGCCACCAUGCGGUUGCUUCCUACAAGUACAGGCAUGGAGAGUGAUUUGAGUGCCGAGACGGGAGCUACUUCGGAAUACCACUAUGGGGACUCCUACGACGAUGGCUCAAGUGACCGCGAACCCUACUACCAGUAUGAGACGAGCGAGUUUCCCUCACGACCUGCGUCUAGUCUGCGAAAUGUACCCACCAUUCCCCCUCCAGCGGCAUCGACAGUCGAUAUCCCACACUACUCAUCCCGGCCAGGCUCGCCCGUGCGACCUUGGUCUCCCACACGUGCACCAAACUGGACCGGACCGCCGGCGCCUCCCUCUGUCGCAGGCUCGAAUUAUGAACGUGCGGAUAUCAACGGUAGUCCAAGACCGGGCACCCCAAGUUCACGAUAUGGCGGUAGUCCGAGACGACCAUUGCCACCGGCACCACUGUUCUCCCACCCGGGCGCAUCGACUGUUGGACAGGAUGCCAGUAUCGAGAUCGAAGGGCCCGAUAGUUACGACGUGUUUGGCGGUGGUGGACGGACCAUUGACCCCAGGCAUGAUAAUCGGGCCAGCAUGCAAUCUUUCAUGAGCGAAUCGACGAUCAUCACGGACGAAAAGGACGCGAUGGAUAAGAUUGACCUGGACGAAGACAUGGACGAAGCCGAUGAAAUGGUAGACCCGAACAUGCAUUAUGGGCCCGCCCCGGAACGGCAAGGCCGUCGAGGUGUCCGCGAUGCUCAGAUGUCUAAGAAAGAAGUUCAACUGAUCAACGGUGAACUGAUCUUGGAGUGCAAGAUCCCGACUAUUCUAUACUCGUUCUUGCCUCGUCGAGACGAUCGCGAAUUCACCCACAUGCGGUACACUGCGGUAACCUGCGACCCGGACGACUUCUCCCAGAAAGGAUACAAGCUGCGUCAGGAAAUCGGAAAUACCACGCGAGAGACGGAGUUGUUUAUUUGCGUCACGAUGUAUAACGAGGAUGAAGUUGGUUUCACUCGCACAAUGCAUGGUAUUAUGCGCAACAUCGCCCAUUUCUGUUCGCGUUCCAAGUCUCGCACCUGGGGUAAGGAUGGUUGGAAGAAGAUCGUCGUCUGCAUCAUCGCGGACGGUCGUAAGAAGGUGCACCCUCGGACCCUCAAUGCCUUGGCCGCUUUGGGUGUCUACCAGGAAGGUAUCGCCAAGAACGUCGUCAACCAGAAGCAGGUCAACGCACACGUGUACGAAUAUACAACCCAGGUGUCGCUCGAUGAAGAUUUGAAGUUCAAGGGUGCCGAGAAGGGAAUGACUCCAUGCCAGGUGAUUUUCUGCCUGAAGGAACAUAACAAGAAGAAGCUCAACUCGCAUCGUUGGUUCUUCAACGCCUUUGGCCGAGCACUACAGCCGAACAUUUGUAUUCUUCUGGAUGUCGGUACCAAGCCCGCCACUACUGCGCUGUAUCACCUUUGGAAGUCGUUUGACCAGAACUCCAACGUUGCCGGAGCCGCUGGUGAGAUCAAAGCUGGUAAGGGCAAGGGGUGGUUAGGUCUGUUGAACCCGUUGGUUGCCAGUCAAAACUUCGAAUACAAGAUGUCCAACAUCUUAGACAAGCCGUUGGAGUCUGUUUUCGGGUACAUUACUGUGCUUCCCGGAGCGCUCAGUGCGUACCGGUUCUUUGCGCUGCAGAACGAUGCCGAGGGCAAUGGACCGUUGAACCAGUAUUUCAAGGGAGAGACGCUGCACGGCAAGGACGCAGAUGUGUUUACGGCCAACAUGUACCUGGCAGAAGAUCGUAUUCUUUGCUGGGAACUGGUAGCCAAGAGGGAAGAAAGAUGGGUUCUGAAGUUUGUGAAGAGCGCGGUUGGUGAAACCGAUGUGCCAGACUCGAUCCCUGAGUUUAUCUCCCAAAGACGACGAUGGCUGAACGGUGCAUUCUUUGCGGCCGUGUAUUCCAUUGUCAAUGGAAAGCAACUAUGGAAGACCGACCACUCGCUCGCUCGGAAGAUCCUUCUGCAGAUCGAGGGUUUCUAUCAGUUUGUGCAACUGAUCUUCACGUACUUUGGCUUGGCAAACUUCUACCUGGUGUUCUAUUUCAUUGCUGGAUCUCUUACCGACAAAACGAUCGAUCCUUUUGGUCACAAUAUCGGCAAAUACAUCUUCAUUAUACUCAAAUAUGCUGUCAUCUUGGUCAUGUGUCUACAAUUUAUCAUCUCCAUGGGUAAUCGACCGCAAGGUGCCAAAAAACUUUAUCUCACCGGCAUCAUCGUUUACUCGAUUGUCAUGUUCUACACCAUCUUCUGCACGAUUUACCUUGUCGUGAUCGAAAUGAUGGCGCGCUUCGGGGACGAUUCCAAGCUGACAGUCAGUAACGGACUGUUCACCAACAUCGUCAUGUCCCUACUCUCGACCGUCGGCCUCUACUUCUUCUCUUCCUUCCUCUACCUCGACCCAUGGCACAUGUUCACUUCCUCCGCGGCCUACUUCAUUCUUCUCCCGAGUUACAUCUGCACCCUACAAGUAUACGCCUUCUGCAACACCCACGACGUGACCUGGGGUACCAAGGGUGACAACGUAAUGAACACCGACCUCGGCGCGGCACGAGUGAUCAACGGCACGACCGUCGAAGUCGAAAUGCCCUCCGAGCAACUCGACAUCGACAGUGGAUACGAUGCCGCGCUCCGCAACCUCCGCGACCGCGUCGAAGUCCCCGAGCCCCCUAUCCCCGAGAGCCAGCUGCAGGAAGAUUACUAUCGCGCGGUGCGCACAUACAUGGUCUCUAUCUGGAUGAUCGCCAACGUCAUCCUCGGCAUGGCCAUUUCCGAAAUCUACAGCCCGGACGCCGGCGGCACCAACAUCUACCUGACCAUCCUCCUGUGGUCCGUGGCCGGCCUGGCCGUGAUCCGCGUCCUCGGCUCAACCACCUACGCCAUCCUGCUCGUCGUGCACAAGAUCGUCGAGGGCAAGGGCAAGUUCGACGCCGGCAAUCUCGCCACCAUCAGCCAGACGUCUAGCUCCAAGGCCGGACGCACCACCACCACAGCGCACCGCUACGGCGGAGGAGCGAACAUCAAGGAUAAGUUCUCCGAGACGAAGUGGACCAUGAAGAGGACCAUGGGGAAAGCUAUGUUUUGGAGGAAGUAACAUCACCAC